Messenger RNA from Leptomonas pyrrhocoris, 4579 nucleotides. RefSeq lists its product as hypothetical. NCBI's taxonomy places the organism in Eukaryota, Euglenozoa, Kinetoplastea, Trypanosomatida, Trypanosomatidae. The record is from RefSeq and is a predicted model, not a curated record. The coding region runs from base 1022 to 4579 and encodes 1185 amino acids. The transcript has a single exon.
GCUGAGUCGUGUUGACUGAGUAUUACUACAAUAAACAGCUUCAACGUUGUAUUUUUCUCCAUAUUCUUUCACCGAGUUACCACCGCGACUGAUCGAGGUUCAAUCAGCAAAUACGAAACACACACACGCAGAGAUAGAACCAUAGCUUCCGAAGGCAUUGCGUGAAAGUGGAGCUUGCUGUUGGCGUCAACAUGCAAUAAGUGAAAACUGCAUCGACAGUCCUUUCCAACUGCCUUUUUCCCUUCUGUCCUUUCAAAAACUCUCUCUCUAUAUAUUUUUAAUUCUAUUGAAACUUACCAAAACCGCAUUCUUCAACCCAGCCAACUGCUGACAGUUAUUCGAAGAACAGCGCUCUCGCGCGCGUCUUUUUGUGUUUGUACGCAAGCCCGCAGACGAAGAAAGACGACGUUACUGUGAAGUUAACGAAAGGAGUUACAGAAGCUUUUUUUUUCGUCUUGAAGUCGUCGCGAAAUAAAGCGUGGGGCAUCAUUUGUUCUUUGGAAUGUUUUCUUACCUCUGACCAACGUGUAUCUUAAACGUAGACUUUAACGCACGCUGUUGCAUUCUUUCUUUUUUUUUCUCUUUUUUAGAAGAUUGCCUUCUCCACGAAGGCAUAACACAUUCACUUGCCCGGAUUUCGAGCUGCUGCUCGGCGUUUUGUAUAAACCCUUCUUCUUUUGCUGUACGUCUCACGUUGUGCGGCGCUCCCCGCUGCUGUAUUUCUGUUUAACUUUUUCUACACUACCUUCCUCUUAGAUUUUACACACACACACGCACACACACACAUAUAUAUUGAACGUUUUCCACUGUGUGGGCGUGCCUGCGUGUGUGUGUGUGUGACAACAACUCUUUUUUCUCCCUGCUUUCGUGUAAUUCUAGUGCUGCAAGUUGCUCCUCUGUCAGUCCUGCGUGUGAUCUUGUUGUCUUUUUCCUUGUAGAAUUCCUUUUUUUUUGUACUCACCAUAAAGACACUUCUAAUCGUAUCUUGUUGCGUGUGUGUGGGUGUGUGCAGUUCGACAUCAUGCUCAAGAGCUCGUUGAAAGCGCCCAGCAGUAUCGACCAUGACCUCUUUCCGCUGCUGACGGUGCGGAGCUGCGUGAGCGAGGCGGAUGAGAGCAAAAACGGUCCGCGCUUCUGCGCAGAGGAUAAGAUGACGGGGGCGGCGUACGAGGUGCGAAGUCGGAAGCUGGAGCUCGUACGCGAGCCUGUGGAUGAUGCUGCCGAAGAGAAACAGCGAGAGCAACCGCACGAGGGACAACUUCUGUCGUUGUCCAAUUUGCAAAGAAUUCGGCGGCAGCAGGCACGCAUUGACGCGUUGCUUUCAGCCGUCGCGCAGGCCGCGGCCACGCCGUCCGUUGCGUUGCCCAUUGACAUCUACAUCCAGGAACAACCAACCACCGGCGACACCUACGUCGCGAGCGUGGAGGCCUUCGCGGGGCUCUCUCUCGGUGAUAUCAUUCGCUCUGGCUGGGGCGUGAUGGAGGAGCAGGUGUUCUUGGAAAUUUUGAGCGCCGUCGAAUCCUUUGGCUACGCCAGUGCCGGUUUGCCACCCCACGGCAACCUCAGCGUGGACGCCAUUAAACAGCUGUUGAUUGUGCGCGACGGCGCCUCCGAGGCACGGCAGCCUUCGCGGUGGGUCGUGAGCGACUGGCUGUUGCUGAGCGAUGACGACAAUCUCCGCGGCGGCACUUUUGGCGUGUCUGACGUCGAGUCUUUUAUUGCAGAUUUGGAGUGGAUGCUGCAUUCUUCGUUUGCCCAGCUGCGCAUCUCGACCGCGGCCGAUGGAGCCUACCUCGCAGCGGCGCAGGUGGAGGACGUCAUCAACGAAACGGUGGAGCGCAUUCGCUCCUCUUUAAUGCUCCCGGCAUCGCAGAGUGCUGCUGCUGCUGCUGCUGCUCCUGCCACCACUUCCGUCGGUGAAGAUGGACCGAGCACUUGCAAUGCCGAAUCCGAAGACGAGACGCAGAAAGCGGACGAGGCGACUCCCGAUCUUGCGACAACGAAAGGCGAAACACACGACGCAAAAUUCGCUCCUUCGUUGACAGCGCCCGCCGCGCAUCCCGAAACUUUAACUUCACCCAUGGAGACUCUACCGGCAAAGACGUCAGCAAGUGGCAGCGAACUGCACAACGGUGUGCGCCUAACUCGAAUUAGUGCUCGACAACUCCACGGCGUCGAUUCCAACAGCAACGGCGUGACGGCUGUGAAGGAUACGACUCGAAAUAUGACGUUGAAGGAUAAGAUGGCCUAUCACCAAGCGGCUCUGCGCGACGAGCAGAUGCUGGUCAACCGACAUCGUCGCAAGAACGCCCCGUUGCCUCCACGGCCCACGCCCGCGGUGCACUCCGGAAGGAAAGCCGCUACCGCCUUCUCGCCCAGGUCCCCCGCAGACGAGGACGACGUGUACUACGACGCCCCCUCGAUGGGCAUGCCGAUCCACGUGAAGCCGAGUGCAUACUUAAUGCAGGGGCGACGAUCAUCCACAUCGGGCAACUCGAAGAGUGGCAGUAGCAGCGCGCGCAAGCUGCACUCGCCAAGCAGUGCAUGCUCCCCGAACAAUGCAAGCCGCACGCCUCGCGAUGGGUCACACUCCACGACCAACGGGAUGUCGCAGCCGCAGCAGGAGUCAAAGCAAUCGCAGCCGCACCAAAAGCAUCCCGGGACACCACGAAAACAAGCGGCCGCGUUACGUGAUCAGCGCGAGCGGCUUCUCGAUGAUGUGGUGAACAUGGUUGUUCUGAACCAAAGCCGUCGCGGACAGUGCUUCAAAGUACAACAGGAAGAAGAUCGCAAGCGCCGCGCUCAGCGUCAGCGCGUCCUUGCGCAAAGUGCCUUGUCGCAGACGACUGCUGCGGGAGCGGUGCAGCAACGCAUGAUGCCCGCCGUGCUCGAGCGUCCACGUGUCAGCGUCACGGCGACAUCGUCGAACAUCACAGCCGGGGUACUUCCAGCGACUACCUACGAACCACUGCACAGCGCAACGGACCGGCGCAGCAGCACCGUUCUCACCUGCAGCAAGAAUAUGAGCGUGAGCAGCACUUCCGCCGGCCCCUCAGCGGCAGAGGCCGUGGCUGGGGCCAACCCACUCGGUACCUUCCUGCUUCCAGCGGGCGGCUGGUCGGCGCACAUGAGCGAAAGUCCGGAGCCGGUUCCACCUAGCCCGUGCAAGCGUCGCGGCGUACACAAUUGCGUGGCGCCGCCAGUUGAUGCCGCCACACCGCACUACCCUAAACCAUUCGGUAUGCCUCGCGCCCUAGCUGGCGCCACCGCCACCACCGCCGCCGCCGCCCCGCAAGUGCGUCAGGAGCGCUUUGGCGGUCGUGGAGGUCGAACGACCGCCGUCGCGCCCCUCACUCGACCUCUCCGCCCCACUGUCGGCCAAAAGUUACGCACGUCCGUCAACGUGACCGGCAACGGUGGCGUCCGUGAAGCUCCGACAGGCCCGCAGACGAAGCAAGGUGUGCCUCUGCAGUACUCGGCUCGUGGAGCCCAUGCGGCCGCUUCGCACCAGACGGUGUCGCGCGUUGUAAGCAGACCGGGCGGCGUCGCGGCCGGUGAGCACCCAUUGUCCGCCCGCGGCAAAAACCGGCUCCUCACUGCACCUCCUGCGGAAGUUCCCUCGAAGAAUGAAGCGCCGGCGUCACCGCCUCUUCCUCCUCCGCAGCAGCAUCUCGCGCCUGCUUCUCACAACCAACCGACACCGUAUGUGAAACCGCUUCCGUUGUCGGCCCUCGGCCUGCGUCAACCGUCGAUGCCCGGCUCUCCUCACGCACCGACCGCGGGAGGAAGUCCGCGCACGGCGAACAACAGCACCAGUGACGUCCAUCUUCAGAAUCCUCACGGGGCGGACGCGUCUUUGUCGAACCCACUCAACGCACAGAAGUCGUCGAAUGGCUCGUCGAACCCUCUUCCUCCCACCCCUCCGCACUUUGUUGCCGCUGCAACUACUACGACUUCAGGCGUGGUUCAACGCGGCAGUGGGAGGGACGCGCAGCGCACACCGAAUACGGCGCGUCCCCUCCCUCCGCCUCCCGCGAUGUCCCCGCGUGGGUAUCGACGGGUCUCUUCCACCGGCGUGGUACAGUCGCGGCAGACCGGCAAUACAAAUCUGUGCAGCGGCACGCGCGUUGCGACACCGCGCUUCCACAACACGGUGCCUUCUCCUGCACCGCUGAGCGGACGACGGAGUGCGGCUGGGGGAGGCGAUGCGACGCCGGCCACGACGAUGGUUCACACCCCACAUCCGCUGUUGAAUAGAACCCCCAUCAGCCUCGAGGACGACAAGGCGUUUGCUGCAGUGAACCGCAAGCCAAUGCGCCGUCUCGUGCCGGUGAAGGUCCAUGCAAACCACGGCGUGACGGACCGGGCACAGCAGACGCCGUGGGUAUCACCGAGGCCCGGUAGCGCGACACUGCAAAGCCGUUCGGCCAACGUUAUAAAAGCGCCAGGCGGGGACAAGCAAACAACGUCGUCCAACGCUGCUCGCCGGAGGAGCGCACUGCGACUAGGCAAUGUGCGACCGGUCAACGAGGCCUCACCUGGCAUUCUACUUCGCCAUAACCGACGGCCGACUGCGUGA